GCCAUUGCAUAGCGCGCGAUGCGUACCGUGGACCCGGAGCUAUGGGCCCGGCGCCACAAGCCGGGGCUGGUGACGUCACGGCUGCGGCCGGGGCUGGUGACGUCACGGCUGCGGCCGGGGCUGGUGACGUCACGGCUGCGGCCGGGGCUGGAGCGCACGCUGCGCGACAGCCUGCGGGCCGCCGCCGCCGAGUACUGGCACCACUGCUCCGUAGGGUUCGUCAAGUACAUGAAACACGACGAUGUCAAUACACAUAAGAAGUGGCGCAACGUGGCGCUGGUGGCGGCGACGUUCGCGCUGGGCUGCGCGGCGCUGGCGGACGGCGCGCUGCAGUACCGCGCGCGGCCGCCGCUGUUCGUGCAGAAGUACGUGGCGUCGAUGGCGCACGCGCCGUUCCCGGCCGUCGCCAUCUGCAGCAACAAGGUCAUCAGCCGGGCGGCCCUGCGGAACCUCACGCGACACCUGCACACCUCAGCUACCAACCAGCGGUACCAAUACUCCGAGGCUCAGAUAGAAGACAACCUCCUGAAAAUGGGCGCCCUGCUGACGUACGCGUACACCGACGUCGACUUCGUGUUCACCAAGUUCAUCCGGCAGAGCAUGCCGCGGUUCAACAUCACCGACAUCAUGUACCGAUUCUCGGCCAACUGCUCGACGAUCCUGGUGCGGUGCUCGUGGCGCGGCCAGGUGCGCGACUGCGGGGACCUGUUCGCGACCAGACUGACGGCGCUCGGCUUCUGCUGCGUCUUCAACUCGAGAUACCAGUCCGCAGACUUCGGCCGGCAGCCGCAGGUGCUGAACCAGACUGGGAAGGACUUCGGGCUCGGCGUGGUGCUGCACGAGCUGCAGGACGACUUCGCGUACAUGCGGCGCCCAGCGUACGGGAUGGAGGUGCUACUGUUCGAGGGCAGCGAGUUCCCGAUCGUGGAGGGCGGCGACGUGCGCGUGUACCCGCUGCCGAUCAAUGCCUCCGUCUACUUCAACAUCCAGGCGAUGACGCAGCAGCCCGCCGACGAGAUCAGCUCCUACUCCGAGAAGAGGCGCGGGUGUCGGCUGGGCCGCGCCGGCAUGUCGCAGUGCUUGGCGGACUGCCGCCGCGACACCGCCGAGGCGCUGUGCAAGUGCGUGCCGUACACGCUGCAGCCGCAGUUCGUGCCGCGCACGUCCGCCACCUGCACGCUCAACGAACUCGCGUGUCUCACCAAACAUAGAGAGAAGUUCAUGUACGUGUACCCCGGGGAAGAGGCCGACGUGUCGCUGGAGCAGGAGCAGCAGGACUCGCUGCUGUGUGAGUGCGUGGUGCACUGCCGCCGCCGGCUCUACAAGGCCAAGAUCUCCUACUCCUUCUACGGCACGAAGCAGAGGGUCUUUCAAAACUUUCUCACAAGGAACAUGUCGCUGAAGAGUACGACGUCGCUCCGGCUGUUCUACGGCGUCGACCGGCAGCAGUGGUACCGGGUCGAGGUGUUCUCGCGGCUGUCUGAUGUUUGCGUGAAGCUGAGCUGCCAGUGGAUGGCCAUCACGGGCAUCACGCUGCUGGGCUGCUGGGAGCUGGUGUACCACGCCACGUGCCGGUGGGCGCGCCACGCGGCGACAUCUGUGCCGCGCGCCGCGCACUGCGCGCUGCCUCAACGGCGCACGGAGCCAACCGCGCCUACAUUGUAACUCAUUGUAAUGUUGACGGUGUACUGUAGAUGGCGCCGCGGGUCACGCCUUCAUAGUGUUUCACAGCAAUGACCGACAUACUGCGAGACAUAAUAUGUAACUUCACAGAUACCAUCAUUAUUAUACUUUAUUUUACUUUUAACUGUUUGGCUUAUGGUUUCUAAAUAAAAUAUUUAUUUAAGUGUAACUUGUAUCUAUAUUUUUGGUUCGUUUUAAAAAUAAAUAUCCUUUUGUUCCAGACU
Messenger RNA from Spodoptera frugiperda (fall armyworm), 1907 nucleotides. Its product is annotated as sodium channel protein Nach-like. Gene Ontology annotation, biological process: sodium ion transmembrane transport. The transcript is spliced from 10 exons. The coding region runs from base 19 to 1665 and encodes 548 amino acids. Gene Ontology annotation, molecular function: ligand-gated sodium channel activity. Gene Ontology annotation, cellular component: membrane. Lineage: Eukaryota; Metazoa; Arthropoda; Insecta; Lepidoptera; Noctuidae. The record is from RefSeq and is a predicted model, not a curated record.